Molecule: messenger RNA, 6990 nt
Organism: Orycteropus afer afer
Lineage: Eukaryota; Metazoa; Chordata; Mammalia; Tubulidentata; Orycteropodidae
Source: RefSeq, a predicted model, not a curated record
GGGGAUUGGCCACAGCAGGUCCUAUCUGAUGGUGAGUGGCUGUCAUGAUCUCUACGGCACCGCUCUACAGCGGCGUGCACAACUGGACCAGUUCUGACCGGAUUCGCAUGUGUGGCAUCAACGAGGAGAGAAGAGCACCUCUUUCUGAUGAGGAGUCCACGACAGGUGACUGCCAGCACUUUGCAUCUCAGGAGUUUUGUGUCAGCAGCAGUUUUUCCAAGGUGGAGCUCACAGCAGUUGGUAGUGGCAGCAAUGCCCGGGGGGCAGACCCAGAUGGCAAUGCAACAGAAAAACUUGGGCACAAGUCUGAAGAAAAGCCUGACGACACCCAGCUGAAAAUGGACUAUGCUGGGAAUGUGGCAGCAGCCGAGGGCCUCUUGGUGCCACUGAGCAGCCCAGGGGACGGGCUCAAGCUUCCCACUUCUGACAGCACGGAGGCCGGCAACAGCAGGGCCGACUGCUCCUGGACCCCGAUCAGCACCCAGAUGAGCAAGCAGGUCGGCUGCUCUGCAGCCGGGGGGAAGGCUCUGGACUCUCGGCACAGUGUCGGGGAGAAGAAUACUUUCAUUUUGGCAACUCUGGGAACUGGAGUCCCUGUGGAAGGGACCCUGCCUCUGGUUACCACUAACUUCAGCUCGCUGCCGACCCCCAUCUGUCCCCCUGCUCCUGGCUCAGCCUCUGUCCCCCCGUCUGUUCCGGAUCCAUUCCAGGUUCCUCUCUCUGUCCCUGCCCCGGUGCCCCAUUCUGGCCUAGUUCCUGUCCAAGUAACCACUUCGGUUCCAGCGCCUUCCCCUCCCUUAGCGCCAGUCCCGGCUCUGGCUCCAGCCCCACCAUCAGUGCCCACACUUAUUUCUGAUUCGAACCCCCUUUCUGUUUCGGCCUCGGUCUUGGUGCCCGUGCCGGCUUCUGCUGCCCUCUCGGGCCCAGUUCCCCUCUCAGCUCCAGCCCCUGCCCCGCUCUCAGUCCCAGUUUCAGCUCCUCCCUUGGCUCUGAUCCAGGCUCCUGUGCCCCCUUCCGCUCCAACCCUGGUUCUGGCGCCUGUCCCUACUCCAGUUCUGGCCCCCAUGCCAGCAUCCACUCCUCCAGCUGCUCCUGCCCCUCCGUCUGUACCAAUGCCUGCCCCAACCCCAUCUUCCGGCCCACCCUCUACUCCCACCCUCAUCCCUGCCUUUGCCCCUACACCGGUACCUGCCCCUACCCCGGCCCCCAUCUUUACUCCAGCCCCCACGCCCAUGCCGGCUGCCACACCAACUGUCAUUCCCACCUCUGCGCCGAUCUCGGCCUCCUUUAGUUUGAGUCGGGUGUGUUUUCCUGCAGCCCAGGCACCAACUAUGCAAAAAGUCCCCUUGUCCUUUCAGCCAGGGACAGUGCUGACCCCGAGCCAGCCGCUGGUUUAUAUUCCUCCUCCGAGCUGUGGGCAGCCACUCAGUGUGGCCACACUGCCAACCACCCUAGGGGUCUCGUCCACUCUUACACUCCCUGUCCUGCCAUCCUAUCUGCAGGACAGGUGUCUUCCUGGCGUGCUGGCUUCCCCAGAGCUCCGGUCCUACCCAUAUGCAUUCUCUGUGGCCCGGCCUCUGACUUCAGAGUCCAAGCUGGUGUCUCUGGAGGUGAACAGGCUCCCCUGUGCAUCCCAAUCUAGCAGCACCAGCACCCAGCCUGCACCCGAUGGAGUCCCUGGGCCUUUGGCAGAUACUUCCCUCUCCACUGCUUCUGCCAAGGUGCUUCCAACUCCACAGCCUCUGCUGCCGGCCCCCAGCGUGAGCUCAGCCCCACCGCACCCUGCCAAGAUGCCAGGUGGUGCUGAGCAGCAAACAGAAGGGACUUCCGUUACCUUCUCUCCCCUCAAGUCACCUCCACAGCUGGAGCGAGAGAUGGCCUCUCCGCCUGAGUGCAGUGAGAUGCCCCUUGACCUCUCGUCCAAGUCCAAUCGCCAGAAGCUUCCAUUGCCGAACCAGCGCAAGACGCCUCCCAUGCCAGUGUUGACCCCUGUGCACACCAGCAGCAAGGCCCUCCUCUCCACAGUCCUUUCUAGGUCUCAGCGCACAACUCAGGCUGCUGGCAGCAGUGUCACCUCAUGCCUGGGCUCCACGUCCUCACCCUUUGUCAUCUUUCCUGAGGUCGUGAGGAAUGGGGACCCGAGCACCUGGGUGAAGAACUCAACUGCACUGAUCAGCACCAUUCCUGGCACCUAUGUGGGAGUGGCCAACCCGGUGCCUGCCUCCCUGCUGCUGAACAAAGACCCCAACCUGGGCCUCAACCGAGACCCCCGCCAUCUCCCCAAGCAGGAACCCAUCUCCAUCAUUGAUCAAGGAGAGCCUAAGAACACUGGUGCCCCCUGUGGCAAGAAAGGCAGCCAGGCUGGUGCUGAGGGACAGCCAAGCACAGUCAAACGUUAUACCCCAGCCCGCAUCGCCCCUGGGCUGCCAGGGUGCCAAACCAAGGAGCUCUCUUUGUGGAAACCCACAGGGCAGGCAAAUAUUUAUCCACGGUGUUCAGUCAAUGGGAAAUCCACCGGCACCCAGGUCGUGCCUGUUGGCUGGUCACCGUACCACCAAGCAUCUGUGCUUUCCAUUGGCAUUUCUAAUGCUGGGCAGCUGACCUCCAGUCAGGGGGUACCCAUCAGGCCCACCGGUGUGGUUUCUGAGUUUUCUGGUGUGCCGCCUCUCAGCUCCAGUGAAGCUGUGCAUGGACUUCCUGAGGGGCAGCCAAGGUCUGGGGUCCCCUUUGCUCCAGAGCAGGACACCAUCACAAAGAACAAAACUUGCCGGAUUGCUGCCAAGCCUUAUGAAGAACAAGUCAACCCUGUCCUCCUGACUCUCAGCCCUCAGACGGGGACCUUGGCCCUGUCUGUCCAGCCUAGUGGUGGGGACGUAAGAGUGAAUCAGGGGCCUGAGGAAUCAGAGAACCACCUCUGCUCUGACAGCACUCCUAAGAUGGAAGGCCCCCAGGGGGCUUGUGGCCUCAAGCUGGCUGGAGACACUAAGCCCAAGAACCAAGUGCUAGCCACCUACAUGUCCCAUGAUCUGGUCAUGGCCACCCCCCAGAACUUGCGCAAGAUGCCCGAGCUGCCUUUGCUACCUCAUGACAGCCACCCCAAGGAACUCAUCUUGGAUGUGGUUCCGAGCAGCAAGAGGGGCUCCAGCACAGAGCUUUCACAGCUUGGAAACCAGGUGGAUCUGGGGCGGGUAAAACUGGAGAAGGUGGAUGGUGAUGUGGCCUUCAAUCUAGCCACCUGCUUCCGGGCUGAUGGCCUCCCUACAGCUCCCCAGAGGGGCCAGGCUGAGGUUAGGGGCAAGGCUGGGCAGGCACGCGUGAAACAGGAAAGUGUUGGGGUCUUCGCUUGCAAGAACAAGUGGCAGCCAGACGACAUGACAGAAUCUCUGCCAUCUAAGAAAGUAAAGUGUGGCAAAGAGAAGGAAAGUGAGGAGCAGCGGCUACCACAACCCAAGCCCAUAGUCCGGAGUUCCCAUGGACUCAAGUGCCGAAAGCCGCCCGGUGACCCCCAGGAACCUACCAAAAAAAGUCCCCGGGGGGCUUCAGAUUCAGGAAAAGAGCACAACGGAGUCAGGGUAAAGCACAAGCACCAGAAGCCGACAAAGCCGGAGUCCCAGUCUCCAGGCAAACGAGCCGAUGGCCACGAGGAAGGUUCCUUGGAAAAGAAAGCAAAAAGCAGUUUCCGGGACUUCGUCCCUGUGGUGCUGAGCACUCGGACACGCAGUCAGUCUGGAAGCAUCUGUAGCUCCUUUGCUGGUAUGGCAGACAGUGACAUGGGAAGCCAGGAAGUCUUCCCUACAGAGGAGGAAGAGGAGGUGACCCCCACCCCAGCUAAGCGUCGAAAGGUGAGGAAGACCCAGCGGGACACCCAGUAUCGCAGCCACCAUGCCCAGGACAAGACCCUGCUGAGCCAGGGCCGCAGGCACCUGUGGCGAGCCCGAGAAAUGCCCUGGAGGACAGAGGCUGCGCGGCAAAUGUGGGAUACGAAUGAGGAGGAGGAGGAAGACGAGGAGGAAGGCCUGGUGAAGAGGAAGAAACGGAGACGGCAGAAGAGCCGGAAGUACCAGACUGGGGAGUACCUGACUGAGCAAGAAGAAGAGCAACGGCGGAAAGGGAGAGCAGAUGUAAAGGCCCGUAAACAGAAGACUUCCUCCCAAAGUUCGGAGCACCACCUCAGGAACAGAAGCCUUCUCUUGCCCAACAAAGCCCAGGGGAUCUCGGAUUCACCAAAUGGUUUUCUCCCGAAUAACCUGGAGGAGCCAGCCUGCCUUGAAAAUUCAGAAAAGCCAUCAGGAAAACGGAAGUGCAAGACCAAGCACAUGACAAACAUCUCAGAAGAGGCAAAGGACGUUGUUCUCUACUGCCUCCAGAAGGACAGUGAGGAUGUGAAUCAUCGCGACAAUGCUGGCUACACAGCCUUGCAUGAGGCCUGCUCCCGGGGCUGGACCGAUAUCCUGAACAUCCUGCUGGAGCAUGGUGCCAAUGUGAACUGCAGUGCACAGGAUGGCACGAGGCCCGUUCAUGAUGCAGUGGUCAAUGACAACCUGGAGACCAUCUGGCUCUUGCUGUCCUAUGGGGCUGAUCCCACGCUGGCCACCUACUCAGGGCAGACGGCCAUGAAGCUGGCCAGCAGCGACACCAUGAAGCGCUUCCUCAGUGAUCACCUCUCGGAUCUCCAGGGCCGGGCCGAGGGGGAUCCUGGAGUCUCCUGGGACUUUUACAGCAGUUCUGUGUUGGAGGAAAAAGAUGGGUUUGCCUGUGACCUCCUGCAUAAUCCUCCUGGGAGCUCUGAUCAAGAAGGAGAUGAUGUGGAAGAGGAUAAUUUCAUGUUUGAACUCUCAGACAAGCCUCUUCUCCCUUGCUACAACCUCCAAGUGUCAGUGUCCCACGGGCCCUGCAACUGGUUCCUCUUUACAGACGUCCUGAAGAGGCUGAAGCUCUCCUCACGGAUCUUUCAGGCUCGAUUCCCGCACUUUGAAAUUACCACCUUGCCCAAGGCAGAGUUCUACCGGCAGGUGGCCUCGAGUCAGCUGCUGACCCCUGCUGAGAGGCCUGGAGGCCUGGAGGACAGAUCCCCACCAGGCUCCUCUGAGACUGUGGAGUUGGUGCGGUAUGAGCCAGAGCUGCUGAGGCUCCUAGGGUCUGAGGUGGAAUACUAUUCUUGGAGUUGACGGGAAACAGCCCCUCCCUUUGCUUCUUUCUCCUCUGAGUCUGCCCUUCCCCCACCUCCCAUGUCUCCCCCCACCGAGCACCAGACUGCAGAAUGAGGCAAUAAUACGGACCAACAAGAAGCCGCCUUAUCAAAUUGCCAGCAUUAAUGACUGGAUUUUUUUGGGGGGUCACAAUUAGUUUUCAUCUCCCUGUCAUCGUCAUUGUUGUUGUGGUUGGUGAUGGGGGUGGAAAGUUGAACCCCAUAUCUGAGGAGGUCCCUGCGAGUGGUGGGAGGCGGCACUGGGGUCUUUUGGACUGGUCUCCCUGUGUAUGACAAGACCAAACCUGGGCCCUGGGUGGCCACGGCCUGUCCUGAGGAGAAAUGAGAAAAGCCCAGAUCUCUUGAGUGGCCCCUCGGUUCCCCUGUGUUCUUCUGUCUUUCAUAGUAUUUAUUUUAUUAGUAUUUAAUUUGUAUUGUUUCAUUGGUUUCUGAUAAGUCUGUAUCACUGUGAUGAUUUGAGGCAACUUGUGUUGAGGGACUUUCUUCACCUCCUUUCUAUUUCUCUGGAGCCGCUCCCUCCGCUGACAAAGUGACUGGGGGGGACAUGGAGUGUCACUAAGAAAGCUAGCAGGUGCUGGUCCAGGGCUUGGGGGGUUGGGAUCAAUCCCGAGGCUUUGGUGCUCCCCCGACCCCCAGUUUUUUCUUGUUUCCCCCUCCUCCCCUUUGCUGUUUACUGGGGGCGGGAGGUUUGUGGGGUGAGAGGUUAAUGAGUUACUCUAAUAAAGGAAGAGUGGAGAGUGGGCCUGAUGGGUAACGUGCCCCCUCCUCACUACCCCCCUCAGAGUGCACAAUACGAGUUUCUUCCUGCAUCUUUCCCCACCCGGUUCUGGCCUCACCCUCUCUAGUUACCAAGCUUCUCAGCUCCCAGCUCUCACCCCUUCCCAGACUAGCAGCACCCUCUCCUGUGUCUUCCCCUCCCUCCCCUCCCUCGGUCCCCAGUCUCCUGUGGAAUCUGCAGAGGGCUAGGGGACUGUCUGCCAGAUGUGAAAUCCAGGCCUCAGCUGGUUCCUACGCAAGAGCGUCAUCCCAGCCCCGCUCCACUCCGCCUGCAGGCUUGGGGUUGAGCGGUGGCUGCCAGGCCUCCCUCCCGGCCUGGCCUCGGGGCCUCCAGCACCAGGCUGGUUCAGGAGAGAGAGAGAGCGCGAGGGAGGAGCUUGGCUGCUUCCCCAUCCCCACCCCUCCGUGGCGUCGUCUUUCCCACUCUUGUUCUUAUUUUUCUACCAAUUGCUAUUUUUCCGAACAAUCCUUGUAGAGAGUAUGUGCCAUGCAAAGGCCAGAGGGCCUCGCUGUGGCCAAGUCUGGUCGGAGAUGGCACAGUUUUAUUGUACAGGUGCUAAAACAACAACAACAAAAGAAGAAAAAGACAAAAAAAAAAAAAACAGUUUGAGGAUGGGACAAUCUGUUGUCUGGCGGCUCCUGCCCCACGCGGGAGCAUUGGUGGUUAUUUUCUUUGUAUUGUGUUUGUUCUUUGUUCCCAGGGGGAUGUUCUAGGCCCCCUUCUGUAGGACUGCUCCCACCCCCACCGUACCGCCCAGUUGGUUUUGAACAGUUGUUCUCCCUUUUUAAAAAAACAAAAAAACAAAAAAUAUAUAUAUAUAUGAAGUUGAGGUGUUUUACAUUUGGAUUUGUUGGUUUUGUUUGGGGCAUGGUAUUGUGGGGUUCCUUUGAUACUUCCCUUCCUUUUUCACAUUUGGCUGUGUAUCGUGCUGCCAGUGAUGUGCCCUUUUCAGCAACGGGCUGUGGAGUCAAAAACACCUGCAUACCAAAAACCUGGCUCGGGG